AAGGAAAUAUAAAACCACUUUCCCCAAAACCCUACUCUCAGUCUCGCUCCUUCCUGUCUCCCGGAAUACAGGUUAGAGAGGGAAAAGUGAGCUCAAUUUUGAAUCUGCAACAAUGUCGAUGUCUAGGAGUUCGAAGAUGCUCCAUUAUAUAAACUAUCGGAUGCGUGUUACGAUCCAGGAUGGGCGUCAGCUCAUCGGAAAAUUCAUGGCCUUCGAUCGGCACAUGAAUUUGGUACUUGGAGACUGCGAAGAGUUUCGUAAACUUCCACCUAUUAAAGGAUCCAAGGAGGAGCGCGAGGACCGCCGCACCCUUGGCCUUGUUCUUCUUCGUGGAGAGGAGGUCAUUUCGAUAACUGUCGAGGGCCCACCUCCCCCCGAUGAGUCCCGUGUAAAGGCCGCUGGUGCAAACGCUGUUCCGGGACCAGGGAUUGGUCGGGCCGCUGGCCGGGGUGUGCCGACUGGCCCGCUUGUGCAGGCCCAACCUGGGCUUUCUGGGCCUGUAAGAGGAGUAGGCGGACCAGCGCCUGGAAUGAUGCAGCCGCAGAUCUCGCGCCCGCCGCAGAUUUCCAUGCCUCCGAUUUCUUAUCCUCCCCAGCAGCAGGCAUCUGGGGUUCAGGCUCCUGUCCUAAGGCCUCCGUCUAUGCCGCCCCCUGGUGGUUUCCCUCCGAGGCCUGGGAUGCCGGGUGCAUCGAUGCCGCCUCCACCUCAGUUUAGGCCGGGGCCGCCUGGUCAGUUUCCGCCUUCACAGUUUGGGCAGAGGCCGAUGGGUCCUCCCCCACCUCAGAUGAUGAGGGGUCCUCCACCUCCCGGAGCGCCUAUGAGACCUGGAAUGCCUGGCGCCCCGCCUCCUGGACAGAUGCCGCCACGCCCAGGCAUGCCGCCGCCACCUCCUGGCGGACAAGUUCACAUGUUUGGUCCCCCCAGACCUGGAAUGCCUCCUCCACCCAAUGCACCUUCUCAGAAUCAGCAACAGUAGUAAUAAAAACUGUCUUAGAAAUAUAAAGAUAAGAUAAGGAGAAUUGGCUGAAUGAUUGAAGAAAAUUGAAAUUAAACCCCCGUUUGUUUGGUGCACAUUAUUUGGGAAAAUAAUACAUUUUUUUCCAUCAAAUCAGUCUACAAUAUUUGACUUCAACACUGUAAGGUAGGACCUAUGAUGUGAUGUUUAAAAUGCAUUUUUGUUGGAAAAAUAUGGAACAAACGACCCCUAAAUUGUAUUGAUUUCUCACACCGUAAGCUGUACAGAGGUAUGUGUCUAUAUAUAUGCCAAAGACUAUUCUAGAAGAAUAUUUACAUGCAAUACAGAUUUACAUAACAAAUUCUCUAACUAAUAUUGAAUAUCUCUUCCUUCUCUAGAGAGUUCUUAUUCUGUUAUUGUUGUGUAGUGGUUAAUUCCCAAUGUGUCCUUCCUUUGUUGACUGUGUUGCUGAGUCUGCUGUCUUUCUAAUUCAGCAGCUUUGUCACCUUCCAAUACUCUGUUCCUGCACUUUUUGUCUGCCGAAUUGCAUCUCGUCUUUCCUUAAAGAAUAUCACUCUUCUUUGAUGUAGUGGUUGCCAUGGCAAACAUUUUUAUACAUUGUGAAUUCCUCAGUAUAAAAAGUUCUAAAAGAAUCUUUCUGCUGUAUAUUUGAACCUGUUCUCUUAAAUUAGUCUAAGUUUAUACGACAAGUUCAUAUCUAAAAGAAAUGUCUGAUAUAAUCCUAAUUGGGAGGUGUCGCCGUCGGCUUUAUUUCUUUGUUUUUUUUCAUUCGAUUGAUAGGAUUGCAUUCAAUUUCUUCUGUUUCCUAUGAUUACUGGAUGCUUUUGUUUGAACCAACCUUGAUUAACAAUUAACGUACGAUUAUUUCAUU
Molecule: messenger RNA, 1847 nt
Organism: Olea europaea var. sylvestris
Lineage: Eukaryota; Viridiplantae; Streptophyta; Magnoliopsida; Lamiales; Oleaceae
Product: small nuclear ribonucleoprotein-associated protein B'-like
Exons: 2
Coding region: 113-976 (287 amino acids)
Biological process (GO): mRNA splicing, via spliceosome
Cellular component (GO): U4/U6 x U5 tri-snRNP complex; U2 snRNP; U4 snRNP
Molecular function (GO): RNA binding
Source: RefSeq, a predicted model, not a curated record